Molecule: messenger RNA, 1181 nt
Organism: Rhododendron vialii
Lineage: Eukaryota; Viridiplantae; Streptophyta; Magnoliopsida; Ericales; Ericaceae
Product: steroid 5-alpha-reductase DET2-like
Exons: 2
Coding region: 144-968 (274 amino acids)
Biological process (GO): lipid metabolic process
Molecular function (GO): oxidoreductase activity, acting on the CH-CH group of donors
Source: RefSeq, a predicted model, not a curated record
GUGGCGGUGCCGUAUGGGCAUUGAAUAACUUGAGGAGAAGAUCGGAACCCCUAUAAAUAUCACCUAUAGUCCAACGUCUAAGGACCUCUGAGAGGAUCCAGAUCCUAUAAUAUAUGAUCUAUCCUUGACACAGGCGCCCAUAUAUGCGCGCAGAGAGAGAGAGAGAGAGAGAGAGCAUGGAGAGUUCUAUAUUGCAAGGAUUGAUAUACCCACCCACUUGGUUUGUAAUGGUGAUGUCUGUGCUAACUGUAGCAUUCUUAGGGAACAAUGGGAUAACUGAAAUCAGAGGAAACCAGUUGCAGUACUCCAAAUUUUGGAACGUUGGGUCCCAAAAAUCUACAUUCAAAGUUUCGGGAAGAAAAGGCAUGUUCAUGGUGUAUUUCCCAGCAUUUCUCUUUGGCCUUGCCUCUUUCUGCCUUUUUCCAAACCAGGGUCUCAGGUUUAUUUUGGUUAAAUCUGCACUUACCAUCCAUUUCCUUAAAAGGACCCUUGAGGUGCUCUUCGUUCACAAAUACAGCGGCCCAAUGUUCGUCGACAUAGCAACUAUGAUCUCCCUCAACUAUUUCAUCAACACCGCACUCAUGAUAUACGCCCAACACCUCAACCGGGGCCUCAUGGAGCCCCAGGUUGACCUGAAAUAUCCCGGAAUCGCCAUCUUUCUCGUGGGACUGAGUGGUAAUUUCUACCACCAUUGCCUUCUUUCUAACUUGAGGGGUGAGGGCAAGCAAGAGUACUACAAGAUUCCAAAGGGGGGUUUGUUUAGUCUGGUGAUAUGCCCACACUAUCUCUUUGAGAUUCUAGGGUUCAUAGGGGUCUCCUGCAUUGCUCAGACAUGGAGUGCAGUCUCCUUCACCCUAGGCUCAGCCAUACUGUUGAUGGGAAGGAGUUAUGGCACCAGGAGAUGGUACCUCUCCAAAUUUGAAGACUUUCCUGAAGAUGUCAAGGCUAUCUUUCCAUUUGUAUUUUAACCGCGGCCUGUUCGUUAGGGACAUAUGGGAGGCGGAUAUAUAUAGAUCGCUCCCGGACCUAGAAAUCCAGAUAUCGGAUAUAGGGCGCUUAUUUUCUCGAAUUAUUAAGUUUUAGUAAUCUCUUGUUGCUUCAUGUGUUGUUUUAAUCAGGACUUUGUUUAAAUCCCGAAAUUAUAAGGAUACUGUGAGGUUAUUUUUUUUGUUCCCCGUUAA